CUGAACUGCUCUUUUCUCCUCAUCCUCACUCUGCCUCUCACUUUCCCGUUCGUGCAUAUGCAAUCUUGAGCUGCCGCUCCGCGUAUCUGCUAAGAAUCUCGUUCUUCCUCACCACCAAACACUCACCCUCGUUACAUCUCACCUACGUAUCACGGUCAAUAUCGUGCUGAGAUCCAGACACUCAUUUGGGCUGAGUGAUUCACAUUUGCAGACUAUUUCACUCCACUCGUUCUCUUGUUCCUCCAUCUGCGCUUCCGAUUGUCCGUUGCAUCAAGCGGCCACUCAUUGUUCAUUCUUGCCUUAAGAGCUCGUGGUUCCCGUCUCUUGUUUACUUUGCCCCUCUCUCAUUCCUGUCUGUGCGUCUUCUCUUCGGUUGAUUUUGUCGGCUAUCAUGCCAAAGACCAAACGCCAUACAAAACCCUGUCUUUACUUUCAGACAAACGAUUGUCCUCUGUCUGCUGAUGAAUGUGACUUUGCGCACGUCAUCGCAACUCAGGAGGAGUAUGAGUCGUUGAAGAAUCCCCAGGCGACGCUGCGCACGAAACCUUGCAGGUUCUAUCUCGGCGGGCAAUGUAGAGAUGGAUAUUGGUGUCGCUUCAAACAUCCGGCUGGAUCGUUCACCGCAAGUAGAGGAUUGGAUACGAGUUUACUUGAGGACGUACCUGAGCUUGAUUCGGAUAAGAGCACGGAUGAGGACGUAGAUGUGAGAGAGAUCGAUGGAGCGUGGAAGGCGAAGCCCGAGGAACAUCCUAAGUAUCGAAGUGUGUCUCUUCUUACUCUGAGUGGUCGUAUUCGACAAUGGACUGAUGGUACGUCGUUGCAGCACGCCCCUGCCGCAACUUCAUACUCGGGAAAUGUGUCUACGGAGAACGUUGCAGCUACAUGCACGUCCUUCCUACAGCAGAGACUUCCACGGACUGUGCAGCUGCCACGCCCAUUGCGAACACUCUCGUUGCACCCUCAUCUCUCUUUCCUAAAGCUACUCCCCCUCGUCCGAGCACCAAUUGUAAUGUUGGUGGUUCUCAGAACAGUGACUCAGAUGUGGACACACUAGAUCUGGACUCUUCAUCGUCAAGCACACCCGCGCGAGUCCCUUCUUAUCAGAACAUACAGACUCCCUCCACAUCGUCUCUGUUAACUGACGAACACGAUACGCCUGCGGUUCCAGCGUCUGCUAUAAACACUGAGUACCCGCCCAGCAUGCAUCGUGUUCCGUCGUUCCCAAUGCCUCCGUUCUCACCUUUACCAUAUCCACCACAUGAGUACGCUCCCAAGAGCCCGCUGGAUUGUCCGCCUUUAGCUUCCCCGUUCCCGAUGUACUCUCCAACUUCGCCGUUGCCUCUGCAGAUUGUGCACGUCCCAUUCGCAUUUCCUAUGUAUCAGGACUUGUCAUCGGCUCAGAUGAGACCGACUGCAAAUGCUCAAGAGAAGCAGCCACCUCGUCAACACGUAUUCUCGCAGCCCAAUGGGGAUGUUGGAGCAACCUCACUGCCUAGCUCGCAAUAUCGAAGCAAACCGUGUAGGUUCUUCAACGAGCCUGGACGGUGUCAUAAGGGCAAUCGGUGCAAUUUUAGCCACGCAUCUGUACCUUUGACUGUGCCAAGACGGAGUACUCAACCGACUAGAAAAGAAACGAAGACUCCCGAGCAGACCCCAAGAAAGCCGUCUGAAAAUUCGGAAGACCAAACCCCUUCAAAUGAGGCGGAAAGGGCUAGAUCGACUAAUUUCUAUAAGAUAAACUGGCGUGUCGUUGGUGGUGGAGUGAAGAUUGGUACUGAUAACAGCGUACUUCGCCGACGAUCCGAAGAUAUGUCUGGCACGGCCGGUUGUCCUCCUUCAUUCAGAAAUCCAUUCAAUCCAAAUAACGAACGACUCUCGAUCAUAACCUCUCCGUUGCCUCCAGCCGCAGAAUUGAGAGGAAGAUCUCACUCGCUAACCACGGUCUCCAAUUCCAAGACGUCUAGUUUCUCUUCACGAAAGGGAAGUGCAGAUAAUGCACUCACACUUUCUUUGAAGACGAUUCGACUUAGCGAAACAAAAACAAGCGAUGAAACUGAGCCUUCAAACGAUGCUCCUCAACCGCGGCCUAUUGUUGUCGUACAAGGAGAAGACGGAAACGAUGCAGAUGGAAGGAAAUCUGAGGAAGAUGCUGAUAAUACGAAACUUGCAUUCCCUGAAGGCGGAGAGAAGAAGUUCGCUAUCACCUCACGGCAGGACUCCACACGAGCAAAGUCGUCUCCGUCAUCUCCAGUCACGAUGUAUAGCGACCUAUCAAACAAGAUUUUCGCGGCUGAAUCUCCUUGAUAAAUAAGUAAAGACACAAAAAGGAUUUUUUGUUUGUCUUCCAUAUUCAUCCGCACGUUCCUUCAUUUUCCUUCCUUUGUGCUAGAUAUAGCACAUAGAUCUCCGCACUUCUCAUUCUAAUUUCCCUUUUGUUGCGUUUCGUGAGCCUAAUUGCUACGUACAUUCCUUUGUGGUUCGUGAUUUCCUUUCUCUCUUUCGCGUGGUACUAUUACUAUAUACACAGUCAAUGUCAAUAAGAGCAUGUAACUAUUGUGACG
This is a messenger RNA of Fomitiporia mediterranea MF3/22, 2561 nucleotides long. RefSeq lists its product as uncharacterized. Lineage: Eukaryota; Fungi; Basidiomycota; Agaricomycetes; Hymenochaetales; Hymenochaetaceae. The record is from RefSeq and is a predicted model, not a curated record. The transcript has 7 exons. Gene Ontology annotation, molecular function: metal ion binding. Bases 883 to 2304 code for a protein of 473 amino acids.